AUGGCACAAGCACCCACGAACUCAUUCUCUGCCUCCGCCCCUCCUAGCGAUAACUUCCAACUUAUGGCCGAGUUUAAGAAGGCCGGUGCUGCUGAGGAUGAACUCUACGAAGCGCAGAUCAAAGAGGUUGAGGCAUGGUGGCAGUCACCGAGAUACGAAGGAAUAAAGCGGCCAUACAGCUCAGCUGAUGUGGUUUCCAAGCGCGGUUCGCAGCAUCAGUCAUACCCGAGCUCCGUCAUGGCGAGAAAGCUCUUCAACCUCGUCAAGGAGCGGGAAGCUGAGGGCAAACCUAUCCAUACGAUGGGCGCCAUUGAUCCUGUCCAAAUGACCCAGCAAGCUCCUCACCAAGAAGUUCUGUAUAUCUCAGGUUGGGCCUGCUCCUCCCUCCUGACCUCUACUAACGAGGUUUCCCCCGACUUUGGCGACUACCCCUACAACACAGUUCCGAACCAAGUCCAGCGUCUCGCCAAGGCGCAGUCAAUGCAUGAUCGGAAACAAUGGGAUUCUCGGCGGAAGCUCAAGGCCGAAGAACGCGCAAAGACCCCAUACAUCGACUAUCUACGACCCAUUAUUGCCGACGGUGACACCGGACACGGCGGUCUCUCCGCCGUUCUCAAGCUCGCCAAACUUUUCGCAGAGAACGGCGCCGCUGCGGUGCACUUUGAGGAUCAGCUUCACGGCGGUAAGAAGUGCGGCCACUUGGCUGGCAAGGUCCUGGUCCCCAUCGGGGAGCACAUCAACCGUCUCAAUGCUGCUCGUUUCCAAUGGGACGUCAUGGGCUGUGAGAAUCUCGUCAUCGCCCGCACCGAUUCGGAGAGCGGAAAGCUCAUCAGCAGUGCCAUUGAUGUGCGCGAUCACGAGUUCAUCCUGGGCGUGGCGGACCCAAGCUUCGAGCCCCUCGCGGAGACUAUCCAGGCCAUGGAGGCCAUGGAGGCCAAGGGCGCGGUCGGGGCCGAGAUCGACGCUUUCGAAGCCAACUGGGUCAAGAGCACCAAGCUGGUGACUUUUGACGAGGCUGCCGUGGCACACAUGCAAAAGGAGGGUGUCUCACAAGACAAGAUUGACGCGUAUCUCGAGGCGACACGUUCCAACCGCGAUAUGGGGAUCUCCCAGCGCCGCAAGCUCGCCAACGAGCACACCUCGACACCCGUCUACUUUUCCUGGGACGUUCCCCGCACGCGCGAAGGCUUCUACCACUACCGCGCCGGCAUGGAUGCCGCCACGAAGCGCGCCAUUGCCUUUGGCCCCUACGCUGACCUCCUGUGGGUCGAGACUGGCGAUCCCAACGUCAAGGUCGCUACAGAUCUGGCCAGGGCCGUCCGCGCCGUUUAUCCGGGCAAGGGGCUCGUCUACAACCUCAGCCCUUCGUUCAACUGGAUGGCACACGGAUUCACGGACGAGACGCUCAAGAGCUUCAUCUGGGACAUUGCCAAGGAAGGGUUCGUGCUGCAGCUCAUCUCGCUCGCUGGCCUGCACUCCAACGCCACCAUCACAAACGAGCUUGCGAGGGAUUUCAAGAAGGAUGGCAUGCUGGCGUAUGUGAACAUUGUGCAGAGACGCGAGAAGGAUGGUGGCUGUGACGUUCUGACGCAUCAGAAAUGGAGUGGCGCUAGCUACAUUGACGGGAUCCUUGGGGCCAUCCAGAGUGGCAGCUCGAGCAGUAAGAGCAUGGGCGAGGGCAACACCGAGAGCCAAUUCCACUAG
This is a messenger RNA of Colletotrichum acutatum, 1704 nucleotides long. RefSeq names its product isocitrate lyase. The transcript has 2 exons. Bases 1 to 1704 code for a protein of 567 amino acids. Gene Ontology annotation, molecular function: methylisocitrate lyase activity; isocitrate lyase activity. Gene Ontology annotation, cellular component: mitochondrial matrix. NCBI's taxonomy places the organism in Eukaryota, Fungi, Ascomycota, Sordariomycetes, Glomerellales, Glomerellaceae. The record is from RefSeq and is a predicted model, not a curated record.